Molecule: messenger RNA, 950 nt
Organism: Budorcas taxicolor (takin)
Lineage: Eukaryota; Metazoa; Chordata; Mammalia; Artiodactyla; Bovidae
Gene: TMBIM4
Product: transmembrane BAX inhibitor motif containing 4
Exons: 8
Coding region: 285-941 (218 amino acids)
Biological process (GO): negative regulation of apoptotic process
Cellular component (GO): membrane
Source: RefSeq, a predicted model, not a curated record
UGGCGUCGUUAACUUAGCUCCGCGGGGGGCUUGGGGGGGUUGCUGUGCGGACAUGGCGGACCUUGACCCCCGCUACCCCUGCUCCUCCAUCGAGGACGACUUCAACUAUGGCAGCUGCGUGGCCUCCGCCAGCGUGCACAUCCGAAUGGCUCCCAUCCAGGAAUUCACCCAGUGUGAUCUCAGUAGAACAAAAGACACACACACCUAUCAAGAAAUUACCAGGAAGGAACCCUGCGUCAUGGUCAUUGGACCUGUGACUAAGCUGACUGCGUCUAUAGUUUAAAAUGGUAUCUGGUCUCAAAAAUUUUUACGAAUUAAAAGCCUUUCUAAGAAAAGUCUACAGCAUCCUUUCUCUGCAAGUUCUCUUAACUACUGUGACAUCGGCGAUUUUUUUAUACUUUGAUUCUAUACGGACAUUUGUGCAUGAAAGUCCUGCCUUAAUUUUGGUGUUGACCCUUGGAUCCUUGGGUUUGAUUUUAGCCUUGACUGUAAACAGACAUAAGCAUCCCCUUAACCUAUACCUGCUUUUUGGAUUUACACUGUUGGAAUCUCUGACUGUGGCCUUCGUUGUUACCUUCUAUGAUGUGUAUGUUGUCCUGCAAGCUUUCAUACUGACUUGUGCAGUAUUUCUUGGUUUGACUGUAUAUACUUUACAGUCUAAGAGAGAUUUCAGCAAAUUUGGAGCAGGACUGUUUGCUGGUUUGUGGAUUUUGUGUUUGUCAGGAAUCUUGAGGUUGUUUUUUUACAGUGAGACAGUGGAGUUGGUCUUGGCUGCUGGGGGAGCCCUUCUUUUCUGCGGAUUCAUCAUCUAUGACACACACUCACUGAUGCACAGGCUGUCACCUGAAGAGUAUGUAUUAGCUGCCAUCAACCUCUACUUGGAUAUCAUCAAUCUCUUCUUGCACCUGUUACGGGUUUUGGAAGCAGUUAAUAAAAAGUGAUUGAAAGCA